GUAUGGGCCAGGCACCGGUGUGCUUUAGUCUGGCAGUCACGCGGUAAAUUUGCGUUCCUUGUAUUGCCUGUUCAUCACGUUGUUGGGAGAUCACUGUGUGAAAGGCACAGCUGGGCGACAAACAAAAAGAUGGAGCUGCGCCCAAGCACAUUCUACUGUGCAAGACAACGAGACCGCAGCGUGCGGGCCCUUAUACCCGAAAAUGGCAUGAUUUCUGACAUCGCCUCAUCUGAUGAUGAUGACCCAAUCCACAGUGGGGAUAGUGACGAGGACUAUGUGCCCUGCAAGAGUUGGCGGAAAGAGCACUUGCGUGCAGAGAGCCCAUCACCAGUAGACAGCGACACUGAUCUGCCGUCAGAACAGCCAUCAACAUCCCAUGCUGCUACACCUAGCGCUUCGGCUGACGUAGCUGACCUUUGUAACACUAAAGCUCCUCGUUCUUUCGCACGUUCCAAAAAGCAGAAGAGGCCCCUGGCACUUGCAUGGGAGUCAAGAGAUGUGGACUAUUCCCGGCAUUUUUUAAGUGAGCAAUAUGGUCAGGGAGAAGUCAAAGCUCCGGUUAGCUACUUCAAGCUAUUUUUUGACAGUGCAUUCAUCGAGCUCAUCGCAAAUGAGACGAAUCUAUAUUCGGUACGAACUGAAGGCGCCUCAGUCAACACAUCUGCUGCUGAGAUUGAACAAUUCUUGGGCAUUUUAGUGCUAAUGGGCGUUGUGAAGAUGCCUGCGCUUUCCGACUACUGGUCGGACCGCCUCCGAUACCCUCUCAUGGCGGACGUAAUGCCUGUAAAACGCUUCAAGAAGCUCCGAAGACUAGUACACUUCACUUCGACAGAAGACGCAACGGACAAGUUUACAAAAAUACGGCCUGCCUUUGAACUACUUCGUGGGAACUUCAGGAAGGUUGAAGAGGAAAAACAACAAUCCAUCGACGAGAUGGUGGUGCCUUACAAAGGCAAACGAGCUGGGAAGCUGCGGCAGUAUAUGAAGAAUAAACCAGAUAAAUGGGGCUACAAGCUAUUUGUGCGUGCAGGCGUAUCAGGCAUGGUUUACGACAUCCUGCCAUAUGCUGGAGCUGACACAUUUUCUCAUGUGACAUUCAGUGCGGAGGAGGAGGCCCUCGGUCUUGGAGGAAAGGUUGUUGUAUACCUCUGCAGGACUCUCCAGAACCCAGAAGAAAGCGCUGUGUUCUUUGAUAACUUUUUCUGCAGUAUUGAGCUCAUAAAAUAUCUGAAAGAGACAUUUGGAACGGUGUCACUGGGCACUAUACGAUCUCCAAGAAUGCGUGGAUGUCCCCUUCUAGAGGACAAGGCCCUUUUGAAGAAAGGCCGUGGACAUUAUGAUCAAAAGCCAGAGAAGACCUCAGGUGUCACCAUCAUCAAAUGGGUUGACAAUAAAGUUGUGAACCUUGCUAGCAACUUUGUUGGCGUUCAGCCAGAAGGUACUGUCAAGCGCUUCUCGAAGGAGGAAUCAAAGAAAGUUGCAGUACCAUGCCCUCGAAUUGUACUGGAGUACAACAACCACAUGGGAGGCGUAGACCUCGCUGAUAUGCUAAUUGAGCUUUACAGAACACCUUUGAAAUCAAAAAGAUACUAUUUGAAGUUGUUUGCACAGUUGCUUGAUAUAUCUAUCAACAAUGCCUGGUUGCUCUAUCGCCGUGACUGUCGCAUUCUUCUGAAUCAACCGGCACUUGCACUGAAUGACUUUCGAGUGGCUGUCGGUGAAUCCCUUCUAAAAGCAGGAAAGAGAAAAAGAGGUAGACCAUCUUUUGAUGAGGUUCCACAAAAAAAGAUCCGCAAGGCAAAGGCUUCAAGGCCAGCUGACGACGUGAGAUAUGACACUAUUGGACACUGGCCUUCUUUCGGCACAAAAGCCAGGUGCCGGUAUUGUUCCACCGGGCAAACACGUGUAAAGUGCACGAAAUGUGACAUGCUCCUGUGCUUCACGGAACGAAGGAACUGUUUCUGGAGCUUCCACACUCGUGGGCUGUAAGGGUUACCUUAAAAGGCAAUGUAUCCACUGGGAUACAGAUCUGGAACUGGACAAAUGUUGUGACUCUUGCUAGACAUUAUUUUUCAUCGGCAUGAUUGCGCCAUUUUAACCACAAAACGUUGUCUAAUAAAUUUUUUCUCAUCAUGGAAACAUCUGUGACCAAUAAAGGGUUAAC
Ixodes scapularis (black-legged tick) is the source of this 2164-nucleotide messenger RNA. Its product is annotated as piggyBac transposable element-derived protein 2-like. The record is from RefSeq and is a predicted model, not a curated record. The coding region runs from base 130 to 1989 and encodes 619 amino acids. The transcript is spliced from 2 exons. Lineage: Eukaryota; Metazoa; Arthropoda; Arachnida; Ixodida; Ixodidae.